AUGACCGAUAAACUUCCCCCAAAUCUCCUUGCGCUUUUCGCGCCUCGACCCCCUUUGCGAUGGGUUCCGCCUUCAGACCACGCUCCUGAAAAUCGCAGAACUGCUGCUGUCACUGGUCUUGCUGCGUAUCUUCCAGCCCUGGCAGAAUACAAGGAGACCGAUGAAUAUACGCCUACUGAGAGCUGGCUUCAAAGAAAAGAUCGCGUUAAGCAGGAGAAAAAGGCCGCACACGAAAAUAUUAUUCAGGAAGCCCCAAAAACAUUCAAACCACAAGAGGAUCCAAAUAUUCGAGGCGAUGCUUUCAAAACCCUUAUUGUUAGCCGACUAGAUUAUGAGGCCACCGAAAAGGACUUGGAGCGCGAGUUUGGCCGAUUCGGACCUAUCGAAAGAAUUCGCAUAGUUACUGAUACCCAUCAAAAUGAAAAGCCUGGAAAGAAGGUCAAGAAGCACCGCGGUUACGCAUUCGUAGUUUUCGAGCGAGAGAAGGACAUGAGAGCUGGUUUAGAAAACUGUGACGGUAUCAGAAUCAAAGAUCGUCGAAUCAAGGUAGACGUUGAGAGAGGUCGAACCGUGAAAGGAUGGGUACCUCGCCGUCUCGGAGGUGGACUUGGAGGUCGCGGAUACACUAAGGCUGCUGUUCCACGACCAAUGGGUCCUGGUGGGUUCAAUGCCCCCCCUGGAGGUCCUGGCGGUUUUAGAGGUGGUUUCCGAGGCGGUUUCGAUGGCGGUAGAGGCCGUGGUGGCUUCAGAGGAGGUUUCGACCGAGGCGGAUUUGGUGGCGGCGGUGGUGGACGAGGAGGAGUUGGUUUCCAAGGUCGCGGAGGUUUCGGUGAUAGAGGUGAUCGUGGUGGGUUUGGAGGCUCUAACGGAUACGCUCCUCCCAAUGCACCAGCUGGUCCAGGGGGUAGUGGUCGUGGAGGUUUUGGUGGUGGCGGCGGAUUUGGUGGAAGAGGAGGUGGAGGCUUCGGCGCCGGCGCAGGAUCACCAGAUCGAAAUGGCCCUGGAGGACCAGGUGGUGGGUAUGACUCUCGUGGAGGCCGCUCAUUUGAUGACAGAUCCGGCGGAUACCGUGGCAACAGCAAUCGUGGCUAUGGUGAUCGCGACGGAGGUCCUCCUCGCGGAGGUAGUGGCAGCAAUAUGGAGCCGGUAAGACCCCGAGAUGCUAGCGGAUAUCGUGAUAGAGACGGACCUAGAGACGGCCCUAGAGACGGUCAUAGAGACGGUCCUAGAGACGGCCCUAGAGAUGGAGGAUAUGGCGGUCGACCACGCGAAGACGACUCACGAAAGAGACCCCAUGACAGCAAUGGCUAUGAGGAGGAUCCUCGCAAACUACGAAGGUAUUAG
This is a messenger RNA of Sclerotinia borealis F-4128, 1344 nucleotides long. Lineage: Eukaryota; Fungi; Ascomycota; Leotiomycetes; Helotiales; Sclerotiniaceae. The record is from the annotation of a GenBank genome assembly.